CCGUUUCCUUCAAUUUGUGAUAAAAACAAACAAAAACAAGAAUAAAAACGAAAGAUUACGAGUUACCGUCGAUUAAAUCAUUAGAAAUUUAAUUGCUUUUGAGAAAUUUUUUUAAUUGUAUUUUGUCAUGGAUUUCGAAAAAAAGGUCGCUAUUGUUACAGGUGGAGCCCAAGGAAUAGGAAAAUCAUAUUGUUCACUUCUAUUAAAAAUGGGAAUGAAAGUUUGUAUCUGUGAUAUCAAGGAAACACCGAAUGAAUUAAUUUCUGACCUGCAAAAGAUUUAUAAAGACGAUGUCAUUUAUCAGAAGUGUGACGUGUCUUCUUUUAGUGAUUUUAAGA
Molecule: messenger RNA, 338 nt
Organism: Parasteatoda tepidariorum (common house spider)
Lineage: Eukaryota; Metazoa; Arthropoda; Arachnida; Araneae; Theridiidae
Source: RefSeq, a predicted model, not a curated record